UUAGGGGUGGGGGCGGAGGGAGUGAGUUUUUAAACAAUUCCAACAGAAGUGGAAGAAAAAAAUGUUAAAAGAAGAACGAACAGCCCUUAACACUCUUCACAUGUCUUAGCAAGUCUUGACUAGAAGUUACCGUACCAACUUUCUGACUGACCGGCAACUAUUUUGUUGCUCAUUGCAUACAUGCCCAGCUGACGAUAGAAAGCACAACCGUUUUAACAGUGAGUGCGACGAAAAUGGCAGAUCAGCUUGGCCGUGACAUUCCGACGGACGGAUUGAUUGACACGUUAUACAAGAAAAUAAACUUCUGGAGCACUGAUCCGUCUGACAAACUCGAGACAGGGCCACCAAUGAACCCCGCCUCGACAUGCGGUUAUACCACGAGAUCCGCCUGUGCCGGAGGCCGGUGUGGUCGCGUUGCCACCCCACGUCCCCAAAACGUCAAGAAACCACUGUGUGGGUUCACAGGGGAUAAUGCGAAAUCCUACGGAAGCUGCCGACCCUGCUCUAGGGCGGGGACAUGCAGCGACAACGUUAGUUCUGGGAACUUUGUGCCGCCCACGUCAUGCCCUCGUGAGGCACCUGCUUCCUCUGCCCGAUACUGCAGUAGAUCCAUCCUUCCCCCACGUUCGUGUGAAAACUCGGGCUCGAAGGACUCAUCUUCUUGGAAAAGCAACGCCUCGACCAACGCGUCUAUGGCAAUUUCUAGGAAUACAACCUCUAGAUGCAAUAGAAAUCCGAACGAUACAGGGAAAAGCAGCCAGUGCUCUCUAAGCGCUUGUCAAGCUGCUAGAGCGAAGCACAAAGAAGGUUCGGUACCUCGAGGCCAGAAUUUCAAAGACAAUGGAACACGACCCGCGAGUACAGAUCAUAGAGAAAUACGACUGGGGAAAACAGUCCUCGUUUCUACUCCUGCAGAUCGACAUGACUUGAGGGCGGGAGAACAUCACUUCUGGGGCGUUGUUAUGUACGUUACUGAUGACAAUCAGUUCAAAAUCGGCACCAGGAAAGGUACAAUAGGAAGACUUUUGGAGUCUUCUGAGCUUCGACCAGCUGCAAGUGAAAAGCUGAGUGUGAAAGAUGUCCCAAACAAAACAAUUACGUUCCGGGAAGCCUGUUCAAUGUCUUUCUAAGACACAUACGAUCUGAAAAUUACCAAAUCUGUUUCAGUUUCCAUUGCACAAAAUUUUUAUAUUGUGGGAUUCCAUAUGAUUUUGUUAGUGUUACCUUGUUAAUAAACAUUUUUGUUUAACUUUAUGCUUAUAGUAAAAUACAAUGUUACACUCUUCUCUUUUAUGAGAUAUUUUCAAAGCCUGUGGUCAUACUUGUGGAUAGCUAUUGUUGCUUUCAAUCCAGAAUAAAUUUCAAGUAAUUUUAAGUACGUAAAUGGUGUCCCCUUUAUUUUGCACCUUUGAGACUACUAAAGUUUCGUUUAAAGAACUUAUAGUUAAUGUCCUUCUGUUUAUGUUGACCAAGGCUUCAAUUACUUAACCUUUCCGACAGUGGUACACUUUACAAGUUCUAAACAUUAUAUUUGUGCAUUAUAAAUAACUUGACAUUGGCUCUUCGGUUGAAAGAUGAUAAAGAAAUAAAUUCAAGAAAAAGUG
Messenger RNA from Aplysia californica (California sea hare), 1604 nucleotides. RefSeq lists its product as uncharacterized. Lineage: Eukaryota; Metazoa; Mollusca; Gastropoda; Aplysiida; Aplysiidae. Bases 234 to 1130 code for a protein of 298 amino acids. The transcript has 2 exons. The record is from RefSeq and is a predicted model, not a curated record.